Cercocebus atys (sooty mangabey) is the source of this 2241-nucleotide messenger RNA. It is a transcript of the gene RNF135, whose product is annotated as ring finger protein 135. Gene Ontology annotation, biological process: regulation of innate immune response. The transcript is spliced from 6 exons. The record is from RefSeq and is a predicted model, not a curated record. Gene Ontology annotation, molecular function: ribonucleoprotein complex binding; ubiquitin-protein transferase activity; protein binding. Gene Ontology annotation, cellular component: cytoplasm. Lineage: Eukaryota; Metazoa; Chordata; Mammalia; Primates; Cercopithecidae. Bases 850 to 1719 code for a protein of 289 amino acids.
UCUGGUUGCAAUGCGCUUAGGACUGGGAUGCGAAGUGAAUGAGUUGGGAGAGAACGCAAGCCCCACAAGUGCCAGGCGUGCCAUAUCAGAAAAACACUUUCUAGUAUUUUGUCCGCGUGUCUAUUGGGGAAUGCUCUUACAUCCCGCAGAGGGCAGUAAGAACACAGCGCGCAUUAUAACGGCGAGUUUAAAAGUCCAGGGGUCGCUCACUCAACCUUGAAUGCACGUCAGAAUCACCUGAGGGAGGUUUUAUAAAAUAUCCGUGCUCCACCCAAGACAAUGAAAUCAGACUCCCUGCGAGCGGGGCCCGAACAUCAACAUUUUUGAAGACGCUCCCUGUGGCUGUGCAUCGGUGAUCUUUAAUCCCCUGCUACUUGUUAGAGGAGCUGAAUGACGCCUCGUGGGCUCAUUCUCAUAAACGAGCUCCUGAAUGCAGUCCUCUCCUCCCAAGAGUUGUCGGUGUUGCAUCUUUUUGUUGUUUAUUUAUUUAUUAGCCAACGUUAGAAGACGUCCAACAGUGCUGCAUCUUAAUGGGGGGACAUCCAGCUAAAGGGAAUCUUGGAGACAUCCGCGGGUUCCCAGUGGCUCGCGGCAAGUUGGUUUCCCAGGGCAAGAGGCCGCCACUUAAGAUCAGCUCUGCCUUUCGAGCUGGGCAGUGGAGGCUCCAAGUCCGCUUUCAGCAGGACUGGAGGAAGGAGACUGGGUGGCCCCAAGGAAGGAGGGGAAAAGGCUGCUGAGAAGAGGAGGAGGGAAAGGGGAAGAGGCAGGGCGAGGGAGGAGCCUGAGGAGACGCGGUCGCAGUCUGACUCGGCUCAACCCUGAUAUCUGCGCCCCGGCCGCCUGGUCGCCAUGGCGGGCUUGGGCAAGGGCCCGGGCUCCGCUAUCCCCGUAUGGCUAGCCGAGGAAGACCUGGGCUGCAUCAUCUGCCAGGAGCUGCUGGACUGGCCCGCCACGCUGCCCUGCGGCCACAGCUUCUGCCGCCACUGCCUGGAGGGCUUGUGGAGCGCGCGCGGCGCCGGGCGCCGCUGGGCCUGCCCCACCUGCCGGGAGGGCGCCGCGCAGCAGCCUCGGCUGCGGAAGAACACACUACUGCAGGACCUGGCCGACAAGUACCGCCGCGCCGCACGCGAGCUGGAGGCGGGCUCCGACUCUGCCGCUUGCCCUGGCCCCGGCUCCAGUCCCGGCUCCAGCCUGACCCCCAGGCCCCGGCGCCGCCCGGCACUGCCGCGGGUGGCAGUAGAGAAGAGCAUCACAGAAGUUGGUCAGGAGCUGACAGAGCUGGUGGAACAUCUUGUAGACAUUGUCAGGAGCCUGCAGAAUCAGAGGCCCCUAUCAGAAUCUGGACCAGACAAUGAACUGAGCAUCCUGGGCAAGGUUUUUCCUUCUGGGGUGGAUCUUUCCAUGACUUCUCCAAAGCUGUUGAUUUCCGACACAGCUGCAGGGAGAAUCAGAGAUAUUCUCCAAGACCUAGAAGAAAUUCAGGAAAAAUUACGAGAAAACGUCGCCCGGAAAGAGGCUCCUGAAGCACAAACGCAGGGUUCUUUGUUACCCAGGCUGGAGUGCAGUGGCGCAGUCACUGCAGCCUCAAUCUCCCAGGCUCAGGAGAACUCCCGGAAGCCCCAUCUUCCUCCUCAUGCCCAUUGCCUGACCAGAGCCACCCUGCACUCAAGAGAGCUUCUCAGUUUGCUCAGUGGGCCAUCCAUCCAACCUUUAACUUGAAGAGCCUUUCCUGCAGCCUGGAGGUGUCCACGGAUUCCCGUACAGUGACUGUGUCUCGCCGCCCACAACCCUAUCGCUGGAGCUCUGAGAGGUUUUCUACCAGCCAGGUCUUGUGUUCCCAGGCCCUCUUUUCUGGAAAGCAUUACUGGGAAGUGGACACUAGGAACUGCAGCCACUGGGCAGUUGGGGUGGCUUCCUGGGAGAUGAGCCGUGACCAGGUCCUGGGAAGGACUAUGGACUCUUGUUGUGUGGAAUGGAAGGGGACUAACCAGCUCUCUGCAUGGCACAUGGUCAAGGAAACUGUCCUUGGCUCAGACAGACCUGGGGUGGUGGGCAUCUGGCUGAACCUUGAGGAGGGGAAGCUUGCCUUCUAUUCGGUGGACAAUCAGGAGAAGCUUCUGUAUGAGUGUACCAUCUCUGCCGCCUCUCCUCUGCACCCUGCCUUCUGGCUGUAUGGCUUACAUCCUGGAAAUUACCUGAUAAUAAAGCAAGUAAAGGUGUAAGGUUUCCUCAGGGAUUACA